UCGGAACGGUGAGUCGUCCAGUCGCAUCUAGUCGCCGCCCGUUCUACCAGUCAGGAGGCACAGGUCUCAGUCCCACACCAUAGCACAAGAGCAACAGCAGUACUCUGUAGUGUGAUUCUGUAUAUGACUCAUCCCCUGUACCCCACGAUGGCAAUGCAGCCACGGCAUGACUUGCUUAGCUAAGUCGCGGCAUUCGUAGGCGGGAUGGUUCGAUUGCUUGUCACGGUUUUCUAACAGGAGGGAAAGGUUUAUAUGCGAGCGUGUAUGUAUGUGUGUUUGCGAGUGUGUGACUUGCAGAAGAACGGGUUUUGCUGGACGAAACUGUGCGGCACUCCGGACACAAAAAUUCGUAGAUAACCUUCCGAAUAUCCUCGUACAGCAUUCGUCUUCUUCACGUGUCUAAGCUGGUGUGCUGGUAGCGUGUGUAGAAACAAAGAUUGUGACGUUGAAAUUUGAAAGAAGCAUAAGGCAGAAGCACGAGGUCCCGAGUUUCAAGGGAUCACAGCACUGGUGCCAAAGGCACCUACAAGAAGAUACCCCCACGAACAAGUUGAGCUGUGUAAGCCGCGCGGUGGCGGUAAUAAUAGGAGAAGCUAUCGGUGGUAAGGUAGUUACAUGGUACUAGAACACGCUACACUCAAUGGUAGUGUUGCUCGUCCGCUGGGCAAGAUGUGGCAAUCGGGGCUCCUGCGACUACUGCCGCUGCUUGUACUCUGCUUGGUCCAGAUGAACGAGGCUUUGCGCAGCGUACACCCGAAGUCGAUGGCGGCGGGCCGGCUGGAGAACGUUACACAGACAAUAUCCCGCAUACUGGAGGGCUACGACAUAAGGCUUCGACCCAACUUUGGCGGUCAACCACUGCACGUAGGCAUGGAUCUGACGAUAGCGAGCUUCGACGCAAUCUCAGAAGUGAAUAUGGACUACACCAUCACGAUGUACCUCAACCAGUACUGGAAAGACGAGCGUCUAGCGUUUAAUGCAUACGCGCUAUGGGGCGACAAUCAGCACGAUCACACAUCAGGCGGCGACAUCAUGAUCGAGGACGACGGUGCCAACGACGUCAUCACGCUGUCCGGCGACUUCGCCGAGAAGAUCUGGGUCCCGGAUACCUUCUUCGCUAACGACAAGAAUAGUUUCCUGCAUGACGUGACCGAGCGGAACAAGCUGGUCCGCUUGGCCGGUGACGGUGCGGUGACGUACGGUAUGCGCUUCACCACCACCCUCGCCUGUAUGAUGGAUCUGCACUACUAUCCGCUUGAUUCACAGAAUUGCACGGUCGAGAUCGAGAGCUACGGCUACACGGUGUCGGAUGUGGUGAUGUACUGGCGCUCGACCCCGAUCCGGGGCGUAGAGGAAGCCGAACUGCCCCAGUUCACCAUCAUCGGCUACGAGACCAAUGAUCGUAAGGAGAAACUGGCGACCGGCAUCUAUCAGCGACUAUCGCUGUCGUUCAAGCUGCAGCGCAACAUCGGCUACUUUGUGUUUCAGACCUACCUACCCAGCAUUCUGAUCGUGAUGCUGUCCUGGGUGUCGUUCUGGAUAAACCAUGAGGCGACGUCGGCCCGCGUCGCGCUCGGUAUCACCACCGUGCUGACGAUGACAACCAUCAGCACGGGCGUGCGGAGCUCUUUGCCACGCAUCUCCUACGUCAAGGCGAUCGACAUCUAUUUGGUGAUGUGCUUCGUCUUCGUAUUCGCCGCUCUUCUUGAGUACGCCGCGGUCAACUACACAUACUGGGGGGCCCGGGCAAAAAAGAAGUGCAAAAAAAACAAGGAUGCAGAGCGGAAGGUGUUCGGCAAGACGGAGAAGACCACCUGUUCGACGGACGACAUCAUCGAGCUACAGGAUAUACGAAUGAGCCCGAUAGCAUCUUUGCGCAACCGUCACUACCCGAACUCUGCUGCGGCCUCUAGUGAUAGUGCGAGCGCGGCUGAAACCGUGGAUUCGGCCAAGUUCCCGCCGAGUUUCCGGAUCGCCCGCUCAUACGGCUCGACCACUCGCAGCGGUCUCCGGUAUCGUAAUGCGCGUGCUCAGGGCCGGCCAAAAAUGCUGCACGCGAUCAAGCGCGGGGCCUCAGUCAUCAAGGCGUCGAUACCAAAGAUCAAGGACGUGAACGUGAUCGAUAAAUACUCGCGUGUCAUCUUUCCCGUCAGUUUCGCCGCCUUUAACGCGGGCUACUGGAUCUUCUAUGUGCUGGAGUGACCGGUUACUACCGCCGUCUAGGGACAUCGAAAUGUUCUGCACAGAUCCCCGAAGUCCCUGUGGUAAUAUCACACACAUCACAUCAACCUAGUAUACUGAACGCUUGUCUCAAGUGGAAGAGUUGACAAAGACAAAUAGAGAGAGGGACAAAUAGAACCAGCGAGAGAUAGAGAG
Molecule: messenger RNA, 2376 nt
Organism: Anopheles darlingi
Lineage: Eukaryota; Metazoa; Arthropoda; Insecta; Diptera; Culicidae
Gene: Lcch3
Product: gamma-aminobutyric acid receptor subunit beta-like
Exons: 10
Coding region: 616-2202 (528 amino acids)
Biological process (GO): signal transduction; monoatomic ion transmembrane transport; chemical synaptic transmission
Cellular component (GO): GABA-A receptor complex; neuron projection; membrane
Molecular function (GO): extracellular ligand-gated monoatomic ion channel activity; GABA-A receptor activity; neurotransmitter receptor activity
Source: RefSeq, a predicted model, not a curated record